Molecule: messenger RNA, 495 nt
Organism: Psylliodes chrysocephalus
Lineage: Eukaryota; Metazoa; Arthropoda; Insecta; Coleoptera; Chrysomelidae
Source: the annotation of a GenBank genome assembly
AUGAGUCACCUGAAAGUAGCUAUAAUAGACAAGGAUAACCCUUACGGUAAGAUAACUACCGUAAGAGAAAUCCUUGUCAAAAAGACAUUAAUGGGAGAGCUGGACAAAACAAUUUUGUCCGCCUCCUGCAGCAAAACCAAGCCACCCACCUUCAGGUCUUGGACGCACUCUGGUGCAAUCAUCACAGUAACGUGCGACGAUGACCUGACGUUGGAAUGGCUAAAAACCAAGGUAACAACCUUAAAAACAUGGGAAGAAGCAACACUCGCUGUUGUAAGGAUGGACGAGCUCCCCAAGCUUACCAAAGCCUCUCUCUGGAUCCCGGGGAAAGCGCAAGCUGACCUUGACGAGAAGGAGGUUGUGCUCAGGCAAAACCCAAACUUGCAUGUGGCGAAAUGGUGCACCUUCCACCAUGAAAUAAAAAAAGACCCCAAGGGCCAUCUCUUCGGAUUCGGCAUCGGAAACGAAGAAAUGGGAACCCUAAAGGCCAAAUAA